UUUGCAACAUGAAAGCCUUCCUGAUCUUGUGCUCGGCGCUAGCAACUCUGUCCUCGAGGGCAGUGGGCCAAGAGCCCAUCGCUGCCGAUAGAGAAGCCGAAUGCAUCGCCAAUAUUACGAAGCUAUUGGAGUACUUCAAGGAGGAGUUCCCGAAGCAAGUUCCAGAUGUCAUUGACAUCAAAGGGACAGGUCGAAAGCCAGGAAAAAGUGCUAUGCUCCUGACAGGAUUCCAAGACACUCAACUUGUGACUCCAGAGAAGCUGGAAUGUACGAACCAAACGACGGUGUCCUUCAUCGUCCCGAUCGAGGGACGCGCCGCCGUCUACCUGGGACCCGCGGUGAGACCUGACGUGGCCCGCACGUACUUCAAAGCCACCGUGAAGCUUGCCGGGACAUUCAACCUUCUGAAAGGGCCAUCCCUAGAUAAAAUCGAAGUUAUAAAAACAGCCCUGGACAAUGUGCAGCUCCUCGAGGCCAGUGCUCGUGAAUCGAAUCAGCCCGCCCAACAAUUCGUUGCGAAGGUCUGCUCGUCCCUGAUUAAGCGCGCCCUCUCGAAAGAAGUCCCCGUGAUCACGAGGAACUCGAUCGGAAAGUCUCUCGUAGACCUCCAGCAAACCUUCAUCAACUCUUCGGUAGCGGCUCUCGAGAAACGAGGGAUCCAAAUCUACAAACUGCUCGAAAGUAUGCUGAAGACGAAUAAGGAAGCCGCGAAGAAUAAGGACAAGGACCAACAGGACAGACCAAUCACAACUCAGGAUCUCCUCACUCGGAAGAGGAACUCUCACUGA
Molecule: messenger RNA, 788 nt
Organism: Galendromus occidentalis (western predatory mite)
Lineage: Eukaryota; Metazoa; Arthropoda; Arachnida; Mesostigmata; Phytoseiidae
Exons: 4
Coding region: 9-788 (259 amino acids)
Source: RefSeq, a predicted model, not a curated record